CGGCCUCUGGCCGGGAUGGGCCGGCCGGGAAGAGGACGGGGACCCCCGGCCCCGAGCCCCUGUGCGACGAGCCGCUCAUAGUGGGAGCUGGUGCGUAGUAGGCUCCGAGGCGUUUCUGGAGAACUGCUUUUCUGGUCGGAGGAAGUAAAGUCCACCAGUUGACAAGCCCCACCCAUACAGACAGAGCUUCUCAUCAGCAUUAGAGUGCUGAUGGGCAGCCAAGGGAUCAGACAUGUGGGGAAAGCCUUCAGAAUGAAAAACAGAGGCCCGUGGAUUCAAGGAGAAUGAAAAGAUCUUAUAAUCAAUGGAUAAAGUGGGGAAAAUGUGGAAUACCUUCAAAUACAGAUGUCAGAAUCUUUUCGGUCAUGAGGGAGGAAACCAUAGUGAAAAUGUGGACAUGAACCCCAACAGGUGUUUGUCUAUCAAAGAGAAAAGCAUCAGUCUGGUAGACUCCGCUCCUCAGCAGCAAAGCAGUCCCUUAAGAGAAAAUGUUGCCUUACAGCUGGGAUUAAGUCCUUCGAAGAAUUCUUCAAGGAGAAACCAAAACUGUGCUACCGAAAUCCCUCAAAUUGUUGAAAUAAGCAUUGAGAAGGAUAAUGAUUCAUGUGUCACCCCAGGAACAAGACUUGCACGAAGAGAUUCCUACUCUCGACAUGCCCCAUGGGGUGGGAAGAAAAAGCAUUCCUGUUCCACAAAGACCCAGAGUUCUUUGGAUACUGAUAAAAAGUUUGGUAGAGCUCGAAGUGGCCUGCAAAGGCGAGAGAGGCGCUAUGGAGUGAGCUCAGUGCACGACAUGGACAGUGUUUCUGGCAGAACUGUUGGGAGCCGCUCUCUGAGACAGAGGUUACAGGACACGGUGGGCUUCUGUUUUCCCAUGAGAACUUACACCAAGCAGUCGAAGCCCCUUUUUUCCAAUAAAAGAAAAAUACAUCUUUCUGAAUUAAUGCUCGAGAAAUGCCCUUUUCCUGCUGGCUCAGAUUUAGCCCAAAAAUGGCACUUGAUUAAACAGCAUACAGCUCCCGUGAGCCCACAUUCAACCUUUUUUGAUACAUUUGAUCCGUCCUUAGUUUCUACAGAAGAUGAAGAAGACAGACUUAGAGAGAGAAGACGGCUUAGUAUUGAAGAAGGGGUAGAUCCCCCUCCCAAUGCACAAAUACAUACAUUUGAAGCUACUGCGCAGGUGAAUCCCUUAUAUAAACUGGGACCAAAGUUAGCUCCGGGGAUGACGGAAAUGAGUGGGGACAGUUCUGCAGUUCCACAAGCUACCUGUGACUCAGAAGAGGACACAACCACCCUGUGUUUGCAGUCACGAAGGCAGAAGCAGCGCCAGGUGUCUGGAGACAGCCACGCCCAUGUCAGCAGACAGGGAGCUUGGAAAGUCCAUACGCAGAUUGAUUACAUACACUGCCUCGUGCCGGAUCUGCUUCAGAUCACAGGGAAUCCCUGUUACUGGGGAGUGAUGGAUCGCUAUGAAGCAGAAGCCCUUCUGGAAGGGAAACCUGAAGGCACAUUUUUGCUCAGGGACUCUGCACAAGAGGACUACCUCUUCUCUGUGAGCUUCCGCCGCUACAACAGAUCCCUGCAUGCUCGGAUUGAACAGUGGAAUCACAACUUCAGUUUUGAUGCCCACGACCCAUGUGUUUUUCACUCUUCCACUGUAACAGGACUUCUAGAACAUUAUAAAGACCCCAGUUCUUGCAUGUUUUUUGAACCAUUGCUUACUAUAUCUCUGAAUAGGACCUUUCCUUUUAGCCUGCAGUACAUCUGCCGUGCAGUCAUCUGCAGGUGCACUACAUACGACGGAAUUGAUGGGCUCCCUCUACCAUCAAUGUUACAGGAUUUUUUAAAAGAGUAUCAUUACAAACAAAAGGUUAGGGUUCGCUGGUUAGAACGAGAACCAGUCAAGGCAAAGUAAACUCUUCUGUCCCCAAAGGGCAUUAACUAGCCUUGCUUUCACGUGCAUCAGUACACCUCUCAGAAGCACAGUAUCAGUGCUAGGUUUUCUCACAUAGUCUGUAAGUUUAGUUACUAGUCUCUGUCCAAUGCUGUUACUUACUAAGACAAACGUGGUGCUACUGAAACAACAGGUGUUUAGUAAAGCUAUGAAAACAUUUGCCAGUUUAGCUAAGUUUGGUUUUCAAUGGCUGUAGUAAUUAAGUGAGGCAACUCUGGGGCAUUUGCUAUUUCUUACUAAAGAACAAAUUACUAGGAUGAGUAUUCCAACAGUGUGACUAAUGUUUGAAAUUAUUUUUUCUAAGAAUUUUUCUAUAAUCUUCCAAAAGUUAGUGAUGUUUGUAGUUACUAAAAAUCAAGCUUUGGAAGUCCAAAAAACAAAACAAAAGACUGCCUUCCUUUUAGGGGAAAAAAAAUGCAACUUUCUGGCCACAAGGGCAGAGUGCAGUUCACUUUGAGUGUUGAUGUAGUUGAUAGUCUCCUUUUCUUUGAAAGGUACUGUUAAAUCAGGUUUUCUAAACAGUCAUUCUUAAAAUUUCAGACUUACAAAGUUUAGUAUUAGAAUAUUUAUUUAAAGGUCCUAGGUAUUAAUUUUUUUUCAGCGAACGCUUUAACUUAAAGCAGGUAUUUGGAAUAGCUGCUGCAGUUGUAGUCCUGUGUGUGAUUUUUUUUUUAAGUUGACAUGUGCAGUCUAAACAUUGUUUCAUUAAAGUUGGAUGUUUCCUGUGCCCAAGAUGAGUGUAUGGACCAUGAAGAAAAUGAGACAGAAAUUGCCCCAAGUCAGACAGUACUACAGUGGUUGCUGUUGAGAUUAUUGUUGAACUAUAAUUAAUAAUUUGGAUGGCAGUAUUUAUCUCUUUGUUGUAAACUCUUAUAGCCGAAUUGUUUAAGUAUAAUUUAUAGAACUUCAGUGCAGUUAAUUCUUCAUGGAAAAACCUGAAACUUAAAUUGCAGAUUUAAAAGGUACUGUACAACCAUUGUAACUGUAAAUAACUUUACUUAGCACCUUUUUUGUCAGUUAGAAUAGUAUAUAAUACAACUUGAGUGAGCGUUUUGGGAAGUAUUACCAAGUUCUAGUGUUUGCUUAGUAUUGAACUGAGUCUUCAGUUCUGUCUUAGACAUUUGCACUACAGUAGCCUAAUCCGUUCUUGUGUCCUUUUGUUACUGUGGUCUGUACCGCUGGCGAGUGUCCUUAGUUUCCUUACCAGUUGCUACAGAAGGUCAUUUUAUAUCCCUAUGGCUAUUGCCAAGGCUACAAAAGAGAAAAGCUAUAUUUGUAUGCAACACUAACCCCUUGACUGCUAAUGUAUGUUUCUGCUUGCUGUGCCUUGUUAUGGCUGCUUUUUUUGUGCUAAUAAAGUAUGUUUGGUGUUCUCCUUGUAUAUCUGCUGUUUUAUACAUUUGCAACAGUUUCUCCUGUAUGUGGAACGGUUGGGGUUUUAAAUAAGCAUUAUUGACAACCUACUAAUAGUUAAGGCAGAUUUACCUACAGUCUGAUAGUGACAUACCAGAGUAAGCUAACUAAAUUUAAUGCUUUUCUAAUAAUCACAUAUAUACUGUGGAACAGUAUAGUUACUGAAAAUCACUGUACAGUUUAGGUUACAACAGAAAAUUCCCAGAGAAAUGAUAAAAAGUAUCGACUUCUCUGAUUGUAAGUGAAAGAUUGAAACUAUCAGUGAUAUAGUAAAUGAGUAUAGCAUCCAACUACAUUAGAAACAGAUUAAAUGAAGUCUUGUGAACUAAUACUACAUCAGCACCAUUUAUUGGUUUGGGGACCAUUUUACUGAUCUAAAUGCUCAAAAUAUAGAACUUUAUAACCAAAGACUUGUCCAUUUUAAUGCAAAUGGAUGUUGAAGGGACUUAAAAUUUGUUAUUUCUAGAAGUCCCUAAAGAACAUAUACCAAAGUGUUUGAGAACUUCAUCCAAACCUACUUUAAAAGCAUUAUGUGCAAUUAAGUUGUUACAACAUAAUUAUAUUGCAUAAUUGUUGGGUUCGUUUUCUUGAGCUUACAAUAUACCUGGAAAAUAAACCUCUUGAGAGAAGAAAGACCAUACUGAUUAUUGGAGAAGGACUAUAUAUGCAAGCAAGAUGGUGUUUUGAAGAGGUAACUUGAAACUCCAAGAAAGCACUUGAUGUUUUUAUAUGCUUGUAGCAAAUCAAUGUUCUAACUGUAGUUUUAUAGAAAGUAUCGAUGCUUUUAUGUAUUUCAAAAUUUUCAUAUGUUCGAUGGAAAUUGUUUUAAAUGUGUAACUAUUUGAGUUUAUGUAAGCAUGUAUACACUGUGCUAAAAAUCACUUAUGUUUCAAUUUGUGUAUAAUAUUAAUAUGUAGUUUUUGUUUUAAAUUUUUUCUUAAGGUAUUAGUGGCUUACAUUUUUAAAAAGAAAAAUCACCAGCAUGAAAGUGUACCUAAGUCUAUAUUCACUGUGUCUUUUCUGAAUCCCAUUGUAGCCUGUCAACUAAAUUUUGUUUCUAUGGUCUGUUUGCAUUUUAUUAUAAACCAGGAAAUUAUUUAGAAGUUGGGACAUGUCAAAGUGAAAUAACCCAAGCAAAGGGUUGUUUUCAUUCAUACCAAUUUUCAUUCAUUGUUCUUUCCCUUCCUUUUCACACACCUUUUUCCCUUUUCUCUCUCCACGCCAUCAUCUUCUUUCCCUUUACUUUCCCUUUACUUCUUCCGUCUCCCCCAUACACAUGUAUCGUAUAUUUAAGUAUAUAUAUGUAUACAUAUGUAUACAUGUAUACAUAUAUUUGUACAUGGUGUUAACAUUAGUUUGGACAGUAAUAUGCCAUCUGAAUUAACAUUUACAGGCUUCAUUCAGUAGCUAUUAUCUGAGGAAUAUUCUUGUACCACUCAGACUUUAUUAUCUGCUCCUAAAGCUUAGCUUUGCCACUAUAGGCUAAUUUGUAAUAGUCGCCAAAUAGAAUUCAUCAGUAUUUUUUUUUUCACGGGAAUGUGCAUAGCAGCUUUAUUUUUUCUUCCCUGGCUAAUCAGGAAAAUUAAAGAUGAAACAACUUGCUUUACAAUUUUAAGAGUCAUAAUUAAAUUUAUAUUUCAUAGAUAAAAAAUUGAGCCCAAAUCAUCAUUCUUCACCAACCAAUAUGUGUUCAUCUUGUCCUUUAGAAGGUUUUGUAAGAUUUAGAAUGGCUUGAACUAUAAAAACUGAUACUUGAAUCCCAAGCUUUAUUUUUACAAAACCCAGAGUUUGUGUCCUUUUUUUAUUUGGCAUUUUGAUCUUCUUGCUGUUUGUUUUCAUCCCAAAGCUUCCUUCGUUCUGUGGCACUAAACACUGAUCUGGUGAGUUGUGGAGACUAGCGUUGACUCUUACUUUUAUAGCAAAAAGCAAAAGUUGCUUUUUGGUAGAAGUGAAGAGCCCAUGAGUGAGUCCGAAUCGUAAUAGCUCAGUGUGUGUCCGCGAAGGGCACAUCUCACCAGGUCAUCUGCUUACUCUGCACUCCGGUGCGUGCAGUUUCACUUAGAUGGAAUUUGGUAAAAAUGUACACAAAAGGCCUGCAGAGAGGUGAGAAAAGUUUCCAGAGGGGAUGGUUCUGCUUGGUGAGUGUGAAUAAACAAAAGGAUGUGUAAGAACCCCAGGUCUUGUUUCUUAUUUUUGCAACCCCUAAUGCAGAACAGACUUUUUAAAAAAUAUUCUGUUCUAAGGAGAUUCAAGGUAGGAUUUUUGUGGGAAGUAGUCGGUCGUUGUGGGAUGGGGUUGUGGAGAGUUUGCCAUUACAGCAUUGCGGCAACUGUUUUCAUGCCUAGGAAUCUUGACUGAGUAGAUUUUUCAGCCAUUCCUUCAACAAAUGUGUGCCAGUCACUGUAAAGGGUAAAAGGUGGUGUGCAGGACAAAGCUACAGCCUUCUGAAGCUUGUUUGUGUUAGUAGAUAAUAACUGCAAGGAAAUACUUAGAAACUCAGAAACUGAAUAAGGCACAGAAUAUGGUAAUAGGCAAAUGGGCAUACUUUCAUAGCAUCACUGGAGAAUAGUAAACUUGAAUGAUGAGCCAGUUUCACCAAGGUCAAAGGAUGAAGCUUUUUAGCUAAAGAGAACAAUAACCCAGAACCCUCAAAGCAGGAACAAGUUCAUAGGCUGAGAUAACCUGAAUCCAGUGAAUGCAGUGGGAAAUAGUAGGCAGUGAGGUUCUGGAGAUUGGUAAAGGUAACAAGCCAAGAGUAAGAACUUAGGUUUUCUUAAAAUGUGAUGGAAAGCCAUUGGAGAAUGUUAAGGAAGGGAAUGACUUGGUCUGCUUUAUAUUCCUUUGGUAGUUGGAGAACAGACAGCAGUGAGGUAAAAUAAAGACUUCAUUCAGGAGAGAUUCCAGGAGCCUGGGCUAGGGUGGUAAUCACGGGGAGAAUCAGUUUCAGCACUUUUUUUUUUUUUUU
This is a messenger RNA of Fukomys damarensis (Damara mole-rat), 6332 nucleotides long. RefSeq names its product suppressor of cytokine signaling 5 (gene Socs5). Lineage: Eukaryota; Metazoa; Chordata; Mammalia; Rodentia; Bathyergidae. The transcript has 3 exons. Gene Ontology annotation, molecular function: 1-phosphatidylinositol-3-kinase regulator activity. Bases 305 to 1915 code for a protein of 536 amino acids. Gene Ontology annotation, biological process: intracellular signal transduction; epidermal growth factor receptor signaling pathway; cell surface receptor signaling pathway via JAK-STAT. Gene Ontology annotation, cellular component: phosphatidylinositol 3-kinase complex. The record is from RefSeq and is a predicted model, not a curated record.